GUGUCAGGUUGUUGUACUACAGGGGGAGCAGCCUCUGGUGCCUUGUUAUAGUGCAGCUGGAGCAGCCUGUGGUGCAGCAUUAUGGGCUGUGUAGCAGGGGUGAGGAUAUAGGGCAGCACACCCCUCUACAUUCCAGCAGUGAGGAACCAGAGUCUUUAUUACACGUCACAUGUUCUGUAUUCUCAUCCAUCACUAAGCAUGGACACGGACAGGAGUCACAGGACUGAGAGGAUAAUAAAUAUCACCAUGGAGAUCAUCUACCUGCUGACUGGAGAGGAUUACACAGUAGUGAAGAAGACAUCCAGUGAUUUUGAGACAUGCAGCAGCCGUCCCCGUGUGUCAGGAGGACUGAACAGGAACCGGAGCCCCAUCACGGUUCCUCAACCUUACUCACUGAUACAUGAGAGGCCCAAUGACCAGAAGAUCCUGGAACUCGCCAACAAGAUCAUUCAGCUGCUGACUGGAGAGGAGGAGGAGUAUAUAGAGGAACACAGGGGUCUGUACAAGGACGUGAUGAUGGAGAAUCACCGGCCCCUCACAUCACUGGAUGGGCCCAGUAACAGAGAUACCCCAGAGAGAUGUCCCCGUUCUCUGUAUUCCCAGGAUUGUACAGAGGAGAAUCACAGGAUCCCACAGAAGGAUCAGGAAGAAAGUCUGUCUGAUAUUAAAACAGAAGAUAUAGAGGGAGAACAAGAGACGUAUGUGACAGAUAUAACGACAGAAGAUAUAGAGGGAGCAGAAGAGACGUAUGUGGCUGAUAUGAAGGCAGAAGAUAUAGAAGAAGAGACGUAUGUGACUGAUAUGAAGGCAGAAGAUACAGAGGGAGAAGAAGAGACGUAUGUGACUGAUAUGAAGGCAGAAGAUAUAGAGGGAGAAGAAGAGAUGUAUGUGACUGAUAUGAAGGCAGAAGAUAUAGAUGGAGAAGAAGAGACGUAUGUUACUGAUAUGAAGGCAGAAGAUACAGAGAGAGAAGAGACAUAUGUGACUGAUAUGAAGGCAGAAGCUAUAGAGGGAGAAGAAGAGACGUAUAUGAGGGGUGAUCAGCAGUGUAAGGAGGAGGAAAUCCCUACAGAUAUCAGCACAGCAGAUGGCAGCACAAGCAGGAAUGCCUUGAGGGGACAUCUCAUCUUAUAUGCAGAUACUAAAACAGAAGAUAACAUCACACAGGAUUCUCCAGGAGACAGCGCUGUUAUGCUAAAUAUACAUCCAGUACCUCUCAGUGCAGAUAUAUCAUCCAAUCCCUGUAAUCACGAGGGCUGUUCUCCUGAUAACUCAGCUUUUGUUACACAUAGUGCAGCUCAUACACCUGAUAAUAUAUUUCCCUGUUCCGAGUGUGGGAAAUGUUUCACACAGAAAUCUCAUCUUGUUAUACAUCAGAGAAAUCACACAAGUGAGAGGCCAUUUCCAUGUUCUGAGUGUGGGAAAUAUUUUACACUGAAAUCAGACCUUGUUAGACAUCAGAGAAGUCACACAGGUGAGAGGCCAUUUCCAUGUUCUGAGUGUGGGAAAUGUUUUACAAGGAAAUCACAUCUUGUGACACAUCAGAGAAAUCACACAGGUGAGAAACCAUUUCCAUGUUCUGAGUGUGGGAAAUGUUUCACACAGAAAUCACAUCUUGUUAUACAUCAGAGAAGUCACACUGGUGAGAAACCAUUUCCAUGCUCUCAGUGUGGGAAAUGUUUCAAACAGAAAUCACAUCUUGUUAUACAUCAGAGAAAUCACACAGGUGAGAGGCCAUUUCCAUGUUCUGAGUGUGGGAAAUGUUUUACACAGAAAUCAGAUCUUGUUACACAUCAGAGAAGUCACACAGGUGAGAGGCCAUUUCCAUGUUCUGAGUGUGGGAAAUAUUUUACACUGAAAUCAGAUCUUGUUAGACAUCAGAGAAGUCACACAGGUGAGAGGCCAUUUCCAUGUUCUGAGUGUGGGAAAUGUUUUACAAGGAAAUCACAUCUUGUUACACAUCAGAGAAGUCACACAGGUGAGAGGCCAUUUCCAUGUUCUGAGUGUGGCAAUUGUUUUACAUGUAAAUCACGUCUUGUUAUGCAUCAGAUUUCACACAGGAGAAGCAUUACUAUGAGUUGAUACAAAACAGGUUUUAAGCAACACUCCUGUCACAGUAUUUUAACACUUUAUGUUAUCCUUCCACAGAUAAUUGGAAUGUGUGUCAUUAAUAUAAGAUAAUUGGAUCACUCCAGUGAAACUUUUACUAAUUUCUUUAUGGUAUAAAUUCUUCAAUUUA
Messenger RNA from Pseudophryne corroboree (corroboree frog), 2239 nucleotides. Its product is annotated as zinc finger protein ZFP2-like. Gene Ontology annotation, molecular function: RNA polymerase II cis-regulatory region sequence-specific DNA binding; DNA-binding transcription factor activity, RNA polymerase II-specific. The transcript is spliced from 7 exons. Gene Ontology annotation, biological process: regulation of transcription by RNA polymerase II. The coding region runs from base 199 to 2082 and encodes 627 amino acids. Lineage: Eukaryota; Metazoa; Chordata; Amphibia; Anura; Myobatrachidae. The record is from RefSeq and is a predicted model, not a curated record. Gene Ontology annotation, cellular component: nucleus.